AUGGCGGCCCAGGCGGCGCUGGCGCCUUCCUGCUCUCGCUUCCGAGGGGCUGCAGCCUGUCGGCUCCAGCCUUUCGCUGCCGGGCUGCGGAGGAGCUACAGCCAGGAUGGGUCCCUCGCGCAGUUCCUGCACCGCAGCCUCGUCCCCACCAUGCACUAUCAGAAGAGCUUGCCGCGUUUGCCCAUUCCAAAACUGGAAGACACAAUUAGAAGAUACCUGAAUGCUCAAAAGCCUCUUUUAAAUGAUGAUCAGUUCAGGAAAACCGAGCAACUUGCUGUCAACUUUAGGAAUGGAAUUGGUAAAGAAUUACAUGAACAGUUGGUUACACAAGAUAAGCAAAAUAAACAUACUAGUUACAUUUCAGGUCCCUGGUUUGACAUGUACUUAAAGGCCCGUGAAUCGGUUGUUUUGAAUUUUAAUCCAUUCAUGGUUUUCAGCCCUGAUCCCAAAGUUGAAUAUAAUGACCAGCUCACAAGGGCAACUAAUAUGACUGUUUCUGCUUUGCGUUUCUUGAAGACUCUCCAGGCUGGCAUUUUGGAGCCUGAGGUUUUCCACCUCAACCCCUCUCGAAGUGAUACUCAAGCUUUCAAAAGGUUUAUUCGCUUUGUGCCUUCCUCUCUGUCCUGGUUUGGUGCUUAUAUGCUCAAUGCCUACCCACUCGACAUGUCGCAGUACUUCAGGCUUUUCAAUUCCACGCGGUUGCCCAAGCGCAACAGGGACGAGCUUUUUACCAACGAAAAGGCAAAGCACUUACUGGUGCUUAGAAAUGGAAAUUUUUACACCUUUGACGUGAUUGAUAGAGAAGGGAACAUAAUGAAGCCCUCAGAAAUUCAAGCACACCUAAAAUACAUCCUUUCUGACAACAGCGCCGUUCCCGCAUUCCCUCUUGCUUGCCUGACGACUGAAAACCGAGAUACGUGGGCAUCGCUAAGGCAGGAGCUGCUUGACAGCAGCAAUGAGGAAGCCUUAAGGAUAGUGGAUUCGGCAAUAUUCUGUCUGUGCUUUGAUGAUUCUCCAGUUAAAGACCUCGUCCAGUUGUCCCAUACCAUGCUUCAUGGGGAUGGCACCAACAGAUGGUACGACAAGUCAUUUAACCUCAUUCUAACCCAAGAUGGCACGGCAGCAAUUCAUUUUGAGCAUUCCUGGGGAGACGGAGUGGCUGUGCUGAGAUUCCAAAAUGAAGUCUUUAAGGACAGCACCCGUUCACCUGCUGUCACGCCCCAGUCGCAGCCUGCCGCAGUUGAUUCUUCCACGGCUGUUCAGAAACUGACCUUUAAAUUGAAUGAUACGUUAAAAGAAGGAAUUACCAAGGCUAAACAAAAUUUUGAUGCUUCUGUGAAAAAGCUGACAGUGGAAAUACUUGAGUUCAAGAGAGGGGGUAAAGAGUUCUUAAAGAAGCAGAAAUUGAGUCCUGAUGCUGUCGUUCAGCUGGCGUUUCAGAUGGCCUUUCUGCAGCAAUACGGUCAGACUGUGGCUACCUAUGAAUCUUGCAGCACAGCAGCAUUCAGACAUGGCCGUACCGAAACCAUCCGUCCCGCUUCAGUUUAUACAAAGUCGUGUUCGGAGGCUUUCGUCAAGGAGCCAUUCAAACGCAGCACAGGAGAGCUGCAACAGAUGAUUGCAGAGUGCUCGAAGUAUCACAGCCAGCUCACUAAAGAAGCUGCUAUGGGUCAGGGGUUUGACCGACACCUCUUUGGCUUACGGUAUUUGGUAGAAUCCAGUGGCAUGCCCUUGCCAGACUUUUACCAAGACCAGGCUUACGCUCAGAUCAAUCAUAACAUUCUGUCCACCAGCACUUUGAGCAGCCCAGCUGUGACCAUGGGUGGGUUUGCCCCGGUGGUGCCUGAUGGCUUUGGCGUUGCGUACCGAGUGCACGACGACUUGAUUGGAUGCAGCGUUUCCACCUAUCCGGCUAGGAAUGUGCAUGAAUUCCUUCAGUGCGUACACAAGUCGCUGGAUGACAUUUUUAAUGUUUUAGAAGAUAAACAUAUUAGGAAGUAAGGGUUGGUCUGUUUGAAAAUGCAGUACCCCAGGA
Messenger RNA from Euleptes europaea (tarantolino), 2035 nucleotides. RefSeq names its product carnitine palmitoyltransferase 2 (gene CPT2). The transcript has 5 exons. The record is from RefSeq and is a predicted model, not a curated record. Lineage: Eukaryota; Metazoa; Chordata; Lepidosauria; Squamata; Sphaerodactylidae. Gene Ontology annotation, cellular component: mitochondrion. The coding region runs from base 1 to 2001 and encodes 666 amino acids. Gene Ontology annotation, molecular function: carnitine O-palmitoyltransferase activity. Gene Ontology annotation, biological process: fatty acid beta-oxidation.